UGUGUUAUUGUAUUAAUGUGAAAAUAAUUACAAAAUAAAUUUGGAAGAAAUAUGUAAUUUGUUAUCAUAAUGUGUUCAAAUAAUUCGAUCGGUGCUGUUGAGUUGGACUAUGUUGUUUUAAAGCUUAAUGGUAGUGACAUAACGUCCCUGUCGAAUUAUGAAGUGGUUCAAAUGUUCCUUCAAGCAAACGAAACCCUUGUAGUUGAAUUAAGUCGGAAGACGAGUAUCGUCACUAAGCCUAACGAAAGCCACACAAAAGAUGACGUGAUAUUGCAAUGCCAAGGUCAAAGCCAGCAAGAGACUGCUGAAACUUGUGCAAAUAAACUGAAUACUGCCAAUCCGUUACCGUCGUCGAUAAAUAAUCAAACCAUUUUAACACUACGUGCAUUUAAUAAUAAUGCCAUCUAUAAUAGAGUAGCUAAACCUAGCUCUCUUUCCAAAGAGACACAAACCGUGGAGAAUUAUUCAAUGCCUAAUCAGGACAUUGUGCGAACAAUUGCCGACCAUAUAAUCGAACAAGAGCAUAAUAUUUUUGAGCAAUGCCUUGAACCAGAAAUUGAUAUUGAGGAAGUAACCCUACAUAAAACAGAUGCGGCAAACAAUGAAAUUGGACUAAGUGUAUCAUGUAAUGGGUUCUUUAUAAAAAGCAGCAGCGAUGAAGGUGUAAGAACUGCUGCCUAUAACGACAAUUGCGAAACAGAUUUGGCGCCAGAAGAUCAACUUACCGAAGCGGAUGUUGAUGCAGAUGCAGAAGUUUUCAUUAGCGACAUACAGCCAAACAGUAUUGCCGACAAAGACGGCCGCCUAAGACGUGGUGAUCAAAUACUUCGCAUCAAUGGCAUUGAUGUUAAAACGAAAGAGCACGCUGAAAGAAAAAUCGCUGAAAAUAAGAUGGAUGUGACAUUGCUGGUCAGUCGUCUAAUAUAUCCCGCUGAUGAGUUCUCAGAUGGUGAUGGUGAUAAUGAUGUUGACUCUGAAUUGGAUAAUUUAAAUGAUGACAUCGACAGUAACUUUGAAUAUACAAAUGGUUUUCUUAAUGAUGACUACAUAAAUGUUGUUGACAAGUUAGAUAAACUGAUUUUAUCCCAAGAGCAGGACAUUCAAAUUAAACCCAUUAAUGGGCUAUUAACGGAAGUCGUCGCGAAUUCAGCAAAGCCGAUACCAGAAGCUCUGAAAGUUGUCCAUUGUAAAACUUCUGUAAACACUAUAGCGGAAAAGACACCAUCCGUUGAUCACUUAAAAACAUCCGCAUGUCAUACCAAGUCACAGUUUGAAGCUACAGAUGCCAAUUUAAGUCAGGGCAGAGGAUUACUAUUGAAGCAACCGAAGGAAAAAUCUUUGUUAAACACAAAAAAUGUUGCCCACCUCACUGCUUCAACGAAAUCAAAUCAAUUUGCUUAUGAUGAAAACGAACAUAUUUAUGAAACUAUACCUGAAGACUCCGAAUCUGAGCCUCUUUAUUGCUCACCAUAUCAAAGCUCUAACUACAUGACUACUGUAGGGUCUUGCUCGUCCACAGCAACAACAGCCGAAACCAACGUAGAAAUGCAGCAACAGAGUCAAAGAGUUGCUCAAUGGCUAGGCAUCAAGUCGCAUCUAAAUCCGACGAGUCCCAAGGCUGUGCAAAUUUUGUCUGGCAAACUGAACUUUUAUAAUAAUAAGCAACAACGCAUUUUCAAUCGUGUGUCUACACUGCGCAGUGCAGUAACAAAUACAAGUGGAUCAAGCAGUAGCGGAGCUGGAUACAAUGGUUUUGCCACACUUAAUUUGGAAAAAGGAGCUAAUCAAAAUAUAUGUAUAAAUUUCAGUGAAGAAGUAGAUAACUCGUCCAGUGCAUAUAAUACUGGUGGUUCUAACAAUAGUGCCAGUCCCCGCCAAAAUCUAAGAAGUGUAGACACCGAAAAUGUGGCAACGUCCAUUGGCAAUCAAGUCGCAAGUUCCAGCAUUACUAGCCCCAUAAACAGCAUUAUGAUGCCAUUUGGUAAAACCAGUCGCAUUCCAACCUGUUCUCAACCCAACGGUCCUCUUAAUGACAUUUCGGCUCACAACAAGGUAAUUGAUGAACAAAAUCAAUUUGCUAAGACGGAUUGCAACUCAAUUCGGCAAAAAUCAACCGAAGAACCACAAUCGCAAUGUCCACAAUUUAAUGCACCCAAUUUGAGUAGCUAUCACUUUGUCAGCAGUCAACAGGUAGCGAAAAAGUCUGAAGUCGAACUAAAGCAAAACUCGUUUGUGGUAACUACGAAGAACGCUUCAGAAGAAAUACCCAUGGUUUGGAAAGUUAAGCGUCGCCCGGAUGGAACGCGCUAUAUUGUCAAGCGCCCAGUGCGCAAUCGUAUUCAAAUGGGUAGUAUACGUAAGAGCUUGCGGAGCAAUGAAAUUACUACAACAGAGGAUGACACAAUAUCUGAAGUUAAGAUUGGCAGAUACUGGACUAAGGAAGAACGCAAGCGACAUAUUGAGCGAGCACGAGAGCGCCGACACCACCAAAUGCAACAGCAACAGUUACUGCAUCAUUAUCAUCAUCAGCAGCAGCAGAAAUAACUAUUACCUAGCUUUAAAA
Messenger RNA from Drosophila busckii, 2563 nucleotides. It is a transcript of the gene Slip1, whose product is annotated as slo-interacting protein 1. The transcript has 7 exons. The coding region runs from base 70 to 2544 and encodes 824 amino acids. Lineage: Eukaryota; Metazoa; Arthropoda; Insecta; Diptera; Drosophilidae. Gene Ontology annotation, molecular function: protein binding. The record is from RefSeq and is a predicted model, not a curated record.